Messenger RNA from Cladophialophora immunda, 1815 nucleotides. RefSeq lists its product as uncharacterized. Gene Ontology annotation, molecular function: aldehyde dehydrogenase (NAD+) activity. NCBI's taxonomy places the organism in Eukaryota, Fungi, Ascomycota, Eurotiomycetes, Chaetothyriales, Herpotrichiellaceae. The transcript has 9 exons. The record is from RefSeq and is a predicted model, not a curated record. Bases 1 to 1815 code for a protein of 604 amino acids.
AUGGGCUACCGUGUCAUUGCAAGUGACAUUGCACAAGACAAGCUCGACCUUGCACUAAGAUGUGGUGCUGUCAAGACAGUAAACUCGAAGGAUUCUUCCAAAGUCGAAAUCGUUCAAACAGGAUGCACAAUUGUGGUGACUGGCGUCGCAGCAGCUUAUGACUUUGGCAUCAAAGCCACUGCAACUGGCGGGAAGGUUAUCAUAAUUGGAGUUCCGCACGGCCCAGUCCCAAUCGAUAUCCUCCUGUCACUGCUCGCUUACACUAUCGGAGCUACAAACCAAGGGAACAAGAAAGAGUUGGUGGAGGCCCUUCAAGUUGCUGCGGAUCUGGGCAUCAAGCCGAUAUACGAGGUCAAGCAAGUGAGCGCAAUAAAUCAGGGUGUCUCCGAUGUAACUGCUGGUAAGACGGUCGGGCGAAUUUGGACUGGUGGAUCCGGGGAGAAGCUGAAAUUCUUAAAUCCCAAAAAUGAACUCGAUUUGGAAGUAUCUCUAUGCUCAGCUAGUGAGGAAGACCUCGAACAGGCCGUGGCAUGUGCGACAGAGGCUUUCGAGUCCGGUCCUUGGUCCAGUUUCACAAGUGCGAAAAGGGGGCAAUGCAUCCGAAAACUAGCGGACUUGAUGAAUGACCACGUUGUGGAGAUCGCGUAUUUCGAGAGUGUGGUAUCGGGAAAACCAAUCACUGAUGUUGAACGAGACGUGAGAAUGAGCGCAGAGGUUCUUCAAUGUUGGGCGGACAAAAUCAAGGGAGACGUAUAUCCUGCCGACGAUGGUUUCUACAAGAUCAUUACCCAGGAGCCUCUGGGAGUGUGUGCGGGCAUCACGGCCUGGAACGGAUCCCUUCAUUUUCUCGCCUGGAAAGCCGGGCCCGCCCUGGCCUGCGGGAACACAUGCAUUAUCAAACCGUCAGAGAAAUCACCAUUUGGUACUCUUGCUGUUGGCUACUUGGUAGAGGCAGCGGGAUUUCCUGCCGGCGUGCUCCAGAUACUCCCUGGCGAUGGAAAAAUCGGCGCAUGUCUGGCGAGCCAUAUGAAAGUCGCUAAGGUGUCCUUCACUGGCUCUACGAUAACUGGACGGAAAAUUCAGGAAGCAGCAACAAAGAGCAACAUGAAACGCGUGACCCUAGAGCUUGGGGGGAAAAGCCCAAUGAUUAUCUUCGAUGACUGUGACUUGGAAAAGGCCAUGUUCUGGGCUGUUGCGGGCAUCACUGUAGGAACUGGUCAGGUUUGUGCCGCAACAUCUCGAAUUUUGAUCCAGGACUCAAUCAGAGACGAGUUCAUAUCUAAACUUAAGGCAAGAUUCGAGUCCAUCACUCUCGGACAGGAUCCACAGGACGGACGGUCCAGUUAUGGACCCAUCAUUGACAAGUUCCAAUAUGAUAGGGUCAGAGGGUACAUUGAGGCUGGAAAGCAGAGCGGAGCAACUGUGCUCGCUGGCAGUGAAGAUUACCCAGGGAAGGGGUAUUACGUUCCUCCAACAAUCUUCCUCAACCCCCCUGAGGAUGCUGUUAUCUACCGGGAAGAAAUCUUUGGACCAGUUCUUUGCGUGACUACUUUUGGGACAGAGCAGGAGGCUCUGCAGAAGGCCAACGAUACUCACUACGGAUUGUCCGGAGCCGUUUUCACGAAAGACCUAAAUAGAGCUCUUCGUGUGAGUUCCAAGGUCAAGGCUGGGACUGUUUGUGUCAACUGUGCCAUCAUGAUUGGGCCGCAAGCUCCCAAUGGGGGUUUCAAGCAAAGUGGGUACGGUCGAGAGCUCGGAGAGUAUGCAUUGAGACACUACACCGAGCCCAAAACUACGUUUAUUAGUUCUACUUGA